Messenger RNA from Coffea arabica (coffee), 2159 nucleotides. The record is from RefSeq and is a predicted model, not a curated record. NCBI's taxonomy places the organism in Eukaryota, Viridiplantae, Streptophyta, Magnoliopsida, Gentianales, Rubiaceae.
CAAUGGGAACACCAACAAAAAAGCAUAAAUUUAUUUUCUACGAUUCAGAGGGAUCAAGGGUUGAAGGAAUCAUCUUCAAUGAUGACAUUCAUAGAAUGAGCCAGAUCUUGCAAGUUUAUAAAAAAUACAAAAUUUCCAAUGCUGAGGUCAGACCUAUACCGUCAAAAUUCCAGACAUCUGAGCUUACCGUUCAAUGGGUUAUUAGUAGCAGGACUGUUAUCGACGAAAUUGCUGAUGAUGAUGAAAUUAUGCCUGUUAAAUUCUGCUAUUCAAAGUUUACUGACUUAGUUCAAUACAUGGAUGACAAAACUAGAUCAGUAGACGUGCUGGGAGUUGUGAUCAGCGCGCUUGAGAGGAAAACAGUUAUCAAGAACUCAAGGCAAUCAGAUGUUCAGAAAUUUGUCCUGCUUAACGAAGAAUCACAGCCGGUGCUAUUGUCUCUGUGGGAUACUUUCCUGGGUAAUGAGGGACAGGAAAUUGUAUCUAAACUUCACAGCUAUCCUGUGAUCAUUGCUCGCAGAAUCAGAGUGAAUAACUAUAAUGGGGUCGCACUUGGUACUUGGUUUGAUUCAGCAAUUCUUGUUGAUCCACCUAUACAAGAAGCAAGGGAACUCAAAAACUGGGCAUUGAGGAACACUAAGUUGAUUAAGGAGAUUGUCGAAAAAAAGGACUAUAUUAAAUAUAAUCCACAGCUAUCCUUAAAAUCAGACCAGAAAACCACCUGGAUUUGCAACAUAACUUCAUCACAAAAGACUAUAUGGGUGAAGGCACAAUUCUCUUUUGAACACAUCUUCCAAAAGUAUUGGUACAUGAGCUGUAAAAAUUGUUGCCGAGCUACAGCAGCAGACUACCAAAUUGAGUUUACCUGUAACUCAUGCAAAGAGAGACACCCUGCAGUGCCUAGAUGCCGCUUUGAUGUUGAUUUAACCGAUGACACCGGUGUGAUACCAGCUUCAAUUUUUGGCGAAUUAGCAGAGCGCCUGCUCACGUUUAGUGCACUGGAAGCAAUGCAGCACUUUAAUGAGAAUGUUGAACUUCCCCUCGAAUUUGUCCACAAAGAGCUUAAAUCAAAGAUGUUUCUGCUUCACAUCAAACCUGUGUAAACACAGCUCGCAGAUGCAAGGCAGCGGUACACAAUUAUAUACUACUCUGAAAUUAAUGGUGAUGCCAAUUCUGCCCAGUUAACAAGUGAGACGAAAGAUGACUCUCCCUUUCCUGGCAAAGAAUCCGGCACUAUACAGCUCGCAACUCCAGAGGAGAAUAGUGUUCGUUCAAAGGUUUGUGUUCGCCUUUCUGAAAGGUUUGAUGGACCACAAAGCACUGAAGCAAAUGAGGAUGAAAAUGCAGAGUGCAGCUCUACCAAGAAGCAAAAAACCAACUGACUUGUUACUGUUGGGUCUUUUGUCCACCUAAUUCUUAGAUCAAUGGCGGAAGGUUCGUCUACCUAUGAAUUGACAACUACCAGCUCGAUCCCCUGUUGUUUUCUACUGAAAUGCAAUCACAGAGGAGAGAUUCUGCCUGCUGAAUUCAGGCUAUUGCUUACUCAGCACCAACGCAACGCAAUUAUUCUCAGGCAUGGAAUUUAUAAAUGGCCUGUUGUGGUUGGUGAACGUUCAUUUGAACAAGGCUGGGAUGAAUAUUGCCGUGACAACAUUACUAACAGACAUGAUAUAUUGCUUCUCCGUCAUACCGGCAAUCUCAUAUUUGAUGUCGUCCAUUUUUCCGAGCUGCAAAAACAGGUUUACCUGUCUUGGACAGUGCCAUUACCAAAUUUAUUCCAGGCCAAUACUAAUCAUGCACAAGAUUCUAUGAUAAUUUCGCAGUCAGUUGCUUCAUCAGCCAAGCCAGAUUUAACCCAAACUCUCACUGAUUCGGUUUCCUUCUACCAAACUUUUAAUACAGCAACACCAAACACAUUGAAAAUCCCAAGAUUCGUCGAUCACUUUGUUAAUGGACACAAAACUCCAACCCUUCUUAUUAGAACUGGAGAGAAACUUACACAGGUUGGUGUGAAAGGGAAAAAACUAAAAACAAAUUGGAGAAGCUUCGUUCUUCAGCAUCAGUUGCAGCACAAUGACAUCCUUGUCUUCAUUCCAGAAUCACCAACUACCUUCACAGUUUUAGUAUUUGAUGAUAAUGGAGUCGAGAAAGUCUUUCCA